CGCCGACAAUCGUCGAGUCGUUUCGCGAGAGCCGCGCGGCACGGAGGCUCACGGCAAUCGGGCAUGGCAGAGUUCUAUGCGUGCUGGGUCAACCGACUCAAGACGCUGGACCUUCUGGAAGCCUCCCUCGAGGCCUGCGCUGCCAACGCGUCCAAAGAGCUCCACGCUGCCAUUUGCAUCCAGCGGAUAUACAGAGGCCAGCGCGUGCGGUCAAACAUUUCGCGAUGCCGGGACGCCGAAAUCGUAGUCGCUCGUGUUUUCCGUGGCCAUUUAGGUCGGCACAAGGCCCUGCGGGAGCGCCAGCGCCAACUGACUCUGGAAGCCCAAGCCCGAAUGCACCACGUUGCACGGGUCAUCCAGACGCGAUACCGUGGAUGGUCCAGUCGAAAGUUCAAGCUGAAUUUUGCCACACGAAAGUUGUACCUGAAGGAACUUGAAGCAAAAGGCCAGGCCUUGCGCGAGACGUUGCGGCAGCGUUUGGAUGCCCAGAGAAAGGCGGAGGCUGCUCGGGUGGACGCCGAAUCGCGCGAAGAAUUGGCUCACAUCACACAAAACUUGCAUCACUUAGUUGGCACGACCGUGACUCCUGGCAUCUUUAGUUCGCCGUUCCUGCAGUCCAAGCCUACCGCGUUUGGAGUCCCGGUCGAAACCCACAUCCGCACCAACACACUCAACUACCUCGCGACCGUGCCCAAGAAGCUCGUGCCCAAAGCACAACUCAAACCGAAGCCACCAACAGUUCGAACGUCGUUGCAAGCCACGUCGGUGUACCAAGCGGACAAGCUGCACAACGAUCGUGAAAAGCGAUAUCAAAAAGCCAGCCAGAUCACAGAAAACAACUUUGUCACGGUUGUCAACCCAGCGUCGUCGUACACUUACGACAAGAGCGUGAACAACGGGAUCGAAUACUUGGAUCCGCGGAAACACCCGUUCUGCCAACGAAGUGCGAACAAGUCCCCCGUCAAGUCGAGAGAGAGCAUUGUCCUGCCGCCUGCGACAAGACCAUCGGCCCAAGGCCACCCGCACGUGAAGAAAAAGACAUCGCACAACAAGAGGACUGUCGUAGGAUAGAGUAUAAACCAGCCGCCGUCGUCGUCACCUGUCCAGUGUUCAUGCAUCGGCAAGGUUGGUGCUGCGGUUGCGUGUGGCGUGGGUGGUGUGGACUCGCCAGUUGCAAUUUUAAACAUUUCGUUCAAAC
Aphanomyces invadans is the source of this 1198-nucleotide messenger RNA. RefSeq lists its product as hypothetical. Gene Ontology annotation, molecular function: protein binding. Bases 64 to 1071 code for a protein of 335 amino acids. NCBI's taxonomy places the organism in Eukaryota, Oomycota, Saprolegniomycetes, Saprolegniales, Verrucalvaceae. The transcript is spliced from 6 exons. Gene Ontology annotation, cellular component: spindle pole. The record is from RefSeq and is a predicted model, not a curated record. Gene Ontology annotation, biological process: establishment of meiotic spindle localization; spindle organization; mitotic cell cycle.